AUGAAUGGUCAAGGUACAUUUGUAUUUUGUAAUGGUGAUAUGUAUAGUGGUGAAUGGAAGGAUGGAGUAGCUAAUGGUAAAGGACUCUAUACAUGGAAAGUAACAGAUGAUAGAUAUAUGGGUGAAUUUUUAAAUAUGAAAAGACAUGGUUCAGGUACAAUGUUAUUUCAGAAUGGACAUAAAUAUGAUGGUCUAUUUUAUAAUGAUUAUAGAUAUGGUCAUGGUGUUGAAACAUUUGCCAAUGGUAAUAGAUAUGAAGGUUAUUGGAUUAUGGAUAAAAGACAUGGUUAUGGUUUAGCAUAUAUUAAAUUUGAUAAUUUAGAUAAGAAAUUACAAAAAAAGAGAAAACAAUUAGUUAAAGGUCAAUCUUUUAAUGGUAGUAGUAAUAGUUCUAAUAAUUCUAAUUCUAAUAAUAGCAGUACAACUACUAAUAAUGGUAAUACUAUUAAUAAUUUAUAUAUUAAUAAUUUACAUUCAAUUGAUAAUUAUGUAAUAUAUUUACAAGAAUAUCAAAUUGGUAAAUUAUUAAAUGAAAAGGAAUUAUUUCCAACUGAUUAUAAUCAAUAUUUACCAUCAAAUCCAAAUCAAGAACAACAUUUAAAACCACCAAAAGAAUUAUUUAAUGAAGAAAUUAAUGAAAUUUUAUUUAAAAUUGAUGAAGAAAUUCAAUUACUUGUUGAAGAUUCAAAUGGUCAAUUAAAAUUAUCAAAUCAUCAUCAUGAUAAUCAUUCUAAUAAUAAUAAUAAUAAUGAUAAUAAUAAUACUAGUCCAUCUAUGGAUGAUAUAAAUGGUAAUAAUAAUACAAAUAUAGAAGAUGUAUCACCACUUUCUAGAAAUUCACAUUUAAGUGAAAUAGUUCAACCAAUUCUAUGUACAGAUAAUGUUUUUGUUCAGGGAGUUGUUUGUUGGGAAGAUAAAUAUUGGGAUAUGAUUCAACAAUUAUUUGUUCAACAAUAUACAUUUAAAUGUGAAUUAAAUCAUUCUAAAAAAUUAUUACAACAAUUAGAUCAAUUAACAUAUUUAGAACAACGUAGAAUGGAAAUUUUAGAAAAGAUUGAAAUGUGUAAUAAUGCAAAAACUAAAACUAAAUGGGAAAUGAAACGUGUUAUUGUUGAAGAAUUAAAUAGUGAAGCACCAAAUGAUUAUAGUGGUGUUGAUUUAUUCCAAGAUAGAUUAGAUGAAUUAAUUUCUGAAAUGAAAUUAGAAUUGACCGAAAUUUUACAAUUAAAAAAUAAUGCAAGUCAAGAAAGAGAUGAAAAGAAAAUUCAACAAACUUCACAACAAGUUUCAGAUAUUGAAAAAAAGAUUUUCAGAUUAGAAUCAGCUUUACAAACUGCAAAGAAUACUUCCAUUCAAAAUCCAAAAUUGAAACAAGUUAGAGAACAUGCUUUAUAUUCACAAUUAUUAGAAACUGUUGCAAUUCAUUUACAACGUUUAAGAGUUUUAUUACGUCGUUUAAUGUCAUUUAAAUAUGGUUUAGGUGCUGUUAUUUUCACUCCAAAUCAAUUGGAUAUUGUUAUUAAUAAUAAUAAUGGUGGUGCAAAUGAAGAAGAAUUGAACAAUACUAAGAAUUUAAUCAUGUUAGUUCAAGGCUUGUUUGAAUCUAAUAUUGUACGUUCAAGAGAUCAAAUUGCUCAACACUUAAAGAUUGCUGGUAUUGAUGCUGAUAACAUUUUGAAACGUACCAGAUCUAUCAGUGAUGAUUUACAAAAACAAUAA
This is a messenger RNA of Naegleria gruberi, 1719 nucleotides long. RefSeq lists its product as uncharacterized. The record is from RefSeq and is a predicted model, not a curated record. The transcript has a single exon. NCBI's taxonomy places the organism in Eukaryota, Heterolobosea, Eutetramitea, Acrasida, Naegleriidae. The coding region runs from base 1 to 1719 and encodes 572 amino acids.